Molecule: messenger RNA, 5976 nt
Organism: Cuculus canorus (common cuckoo)
Lineage: Eukaryota; Metazoa; Chordata; Aves; Cuculiformes; Cuculidae
Gene: COG2
Product: component of oligomeric golgi complex 2
Exons: 18
Coding region: 78-2297 (739 amino acids)
Biological process (GO): Golgi organization; protein transport; intra-Golgi vesicle-mediated transport
Cellular component (GO): COG complex; membrane
Source: RefSeq, a predicted model, not a curated record
GGCGUGGUUAGGACGUGAGGCCCCCGCUCUCCCUUUUGCGCACGCUCCGGGCGGAGUGGGCCGGGCCGGGGCAGGACAUGGAGGCGAAGAAGAUGAACCUGCCGCGGGGCCCUGAGAACCUCUGCUUUGACAAGGACGAGUUCAUGAAGCCUGAUUUUGAUGUUGAUCACUUUGUAUCAGACUGCAGGAAGCGUGUGCAGUUGGAAGAGCUUAGAGAGGAUCUGGAGCUUUAUUACAAACUCCUUAAAACUGCCAUGGUAGAACUCAUAAAUAAGGACUAUGCAGAUUUUGUUAAUCUCUCAACAAAUCUAGUUGGCAUGGACAAGGCCCUUAACCAGCUUUCAGUACCCUUGGGACAGUUGAGGGAAGAAGUUAUGAGUCUUAAGUCAUGUGUCAGUGAAGGAAUUCAAGCAGUAGAUGACCGAAUGACUAAACAGGAAGAUAUUAGAAGAAAAAAGGUGUGUGUCCUGAGACUUAUUCAUGUUAUUCAGUCUGUUGAGAAAAUUGAGAAGAUUCUACACUCCCAAGGCACUAAAGAAUUGUCCUCAUUAGAGGGAAACAGCCCACUUUUAACUGGACAGGUUUUAGAGAGAAUUGCCACAGAAUUUAAUCAGCUACAAUUUCAUGCAGUACAGAGCAAAGGAAUGCCCCUUUUGGACAAAGUGAGACCACGUAUAGCUGGAAUAACGGCUAUGUUGCAGCAGUCUCUGGAAGGGCUGCUCUUGGAAGGCCUUCAGACUUCAAAUGUUGAUAUAAUACGUCACUGUCUCCGCACUUAUGCAACAAUUGACAAAACACGGGACGCAGAGGCACUAGUUGGUCAAGUGCUUGUAAAACCAUAUAUAGAUGAGGUGAUUGUGGAACAGUACAUUCAGUCUUACCCUAAUGGCCUCCAGGCUAUGUACAAUAAACUAUUGGAAUUUGUUCCUCAUCAUUGCCGUCUCUUGCGUGAAGUAACAGGGGGAGCUAUUUCGAGUGAAAAAGCAGAUAUUGUUCCUGGAUAUGAUUUCUUAGUGAAUUCAGUGUGGCCAGAAAUAGUACGUGGUUUAGAAGAGAAAUUGCCAUCACUGUUUAACCCUGGAAACCCAGAUGCAUUUCACGAGAAGUACACUACUAGUAUGGAUUUUGUACGGAAAUUUGAACGACAAUGUGGCUCUCAGGCCAGUGUGAAACGGUUAAGAUCUCAUCCCUCUUACCACAGCUUUAACAACAAAUGGAAUUUGCCUGUAUAUUUUCAAAUAAGAUUCAGAGAAAUAGCAGGGGCCUUAGAAGAAGCACUUUCAGAUACACUCGAGGAAGCACCAGCUGGCAGUUCAUACUGUCUUUUGGCCACUCAUAUGGUCUGGACAAGUCUUCUGAAGUGCUGGUCAGAUCAGAUGUUUUUACCAUUAUUAGCACACCGCUUGUGGAAACUUAGUUUGCAAAUUUUGGCACGCUACUCUGUGUUCAUUGGUGAGGUUUCUGUAAGGCCCAUUUCCUCUGAAAAUACGAAGGAAAACAAAAAAUCUUUGCCAGUUGGUAGAAAAGAAUCUUCUGUAAGCCUAAACUCUGGUGAAGACCAAGGGAAUGGAUCUUCUGCAGAAAUUCAGCCAUUGCCUUCUAUAUCUAGUACUCAGUUGGUGUAUGUUGCUGCAGAUCUGGACAGACUCCAGGAUCAGAUUCCUGACAUCUUAGAAAUGAUUAAACCAAAACUUGAAAUGAUUGGAUUCAAGAAUGUAUCUUGUAUUGCAGGAGCCUUGGAAGACUCAAAGACUGCUUUAUCAGCCUGUGUGCCUACCUUGAAUAACAGGAUUAUCCAGGAUCUCAGUGAAUCCUCCUUUGCAUACCUGAAGAGUGCACUGGAGGUUCCAAGACUAUAUAGGAGAACCAAUAAGGAGGUGCCAACUAAAGCUUCACCUUAUGUUGACAGUGCUCUUAAGCCCUUCUACCGACUGCAGAAUGAAUACAAAAAUAUAUUGAAGCAGCCCAUGAUUCAUCAGUGGUUGGAAGGUGCCCUCUCUGAAAGCACACAGAAGUAUUAUGAAACCGUAUCUGAUGUGCUAAGUUCUGUUAAGAAAAUGGAGGAGAGCCUAAAAAGGUUGAAGCAAGCCAGAAGAACUGUAACUUCAAACCCAGUUGGUACAAACGGAGGCAUGAGUGAUGAUGAUAAAAUCCGACUGCAGCUGGCCUUAGAUGUUGAGUAUUUUGGAGAGCAAAUACGAAAGAUGGGUCUGGAAAGAAGCAGCAUAAAAAGCUUUUCAGCCCUUGCAGAGCUGGUUCUAACGGCCAAGGAUCAGGCUACAGCAGAACAAUCCUAAAUAUUUUUGAAAGCAUGUGAUUGAAUAUAAAUAAUGUCUCUAAAAGACAGAGAGAAUUUAUUUCUUCUUUAUUUUACCAAAUAAGUAGCAAUGAAGUGCUUCCUAAUGUACCUCAAGCAACAAAUAUGUGCAUCUUCUGUCAAGACAGGCUUGUUUCACUGAAAGACCGAGAAUUUACCAUAGUUUUCCAUUAUAUGGAAAUCAAUCAAAGUUUCUACUUUCUACUAUAGAAUAAAAGUAGAAGAAAAUGUUUUUUUUAUUUUUGUUGUACAUCUUAAAAUGUAGAAGAAUGAACUUAUAUGAGGAAAAUAAUAUGUAAUAAAUGUCUUCCUAACUUCUGAUGUCCCAUAUGUUUUUGAGUCAUGUGUGUUCAUUGAUAGCUGUCAAAAGCUUUCAAAGGGACUUUAUUCCAGCUCUUCUGGAAUGAAGAAAAGUGCUCACAGGAGUAGGAAUCUGCAUUUCUUGUUACUGCUUUGAACUUUGUUUCCCUCAUCAUGGGAUAUGGUUAGCUCUUGUUUGGGUUUUGAUUAUUUUCAGUUUAAUGAUUGGGUUUUUUUCAUGGACCUUGUUGAUGAGAAGUGCUGCAUAAAGAAAGCUCAUAAGGUACUUUACAUUUCAAAAAUAAUGUCUAGUAUCAGUAUCUAACUUACUGGGUGUUACAUUCAGGUUGCCUGUUUUUCUUUAAACUGAAACUUAAUUCACGAAGGGAGAAUGUAUUCAGAGUUGGCAUAUUUCUGAUUUGUAUUAUUUUGUCUAUAAGAAUUCAGGGGAAUAUUUUGCCUGAAUACAUAGAAUUCUUGCAACAUCAAACCUAGCUCCUUCAGUGCUAGGAAGGAGCUAUAUGCAACAUAUAGCAUAUGGGAGCAUGUAGCAACAAAUAUGGAAGUCUUUUAAAUGGUAGAAGGAUUAACAAAGAGCUGUCUCGAACCUGGAGUGAUUUAGCUAUGGAUGCUUUCAUAUGUGAGGGAUGGGUAACACAGUCUCAGGACAAAAGGAGAUGAAUUUGAGGCUUUCAAAUUAAUUUCAAAUGAGAGAACGCCCUCUUUGAGUUAAGGAAGGUUUUGUUUAUGGGGUUUGGGGUUUUUUUCUCCUGUGAGAGUUUAACACCACAAUUCUAGUUCAUGUUUAUUAAUUAAAAAUAUCCAUUUCUUCCUAGAGCAUUUAGAGAGCUUGGGUCUUAAUGGGGGAACUGAAGAUGAUGAAGAUCUCCCAGGUACUUGGGGAUACGGAGUUCAUAGCAGGUGGCUGUUAGGUAGCACUGAAGUUGUAGUGAGCAAACCUUUCACAGCAUGAGGCCUCUUAUUCCUCACGUUUGAAGAAUUGACCAUAUUUUAUUUGAGAAGACACAACUAUGUGAUCACUGUGCUUUUGAAACAAUUGGGAUAGGUGAUUAUUAUGACUGUUCUAAAAUUAUUUUAUGAAGGGAAUGUCAUGGUUUAUCCCCAGCCUGGCCAGAGGGGCUGUGGAGAAAGUACUACUGCCUAGAAUUCUGUUGGUGCUUCUUGGGUUAAAUCUGAGUAAUGGAGGGCUUAGGUACACACUACUGAAUAAGUGUAACAUCCACUGCUAUGAACAAGAAGUUUCUUGUCUGUGUUAUGUUUUUCCAGGCUUCUGUUUAAUGAACCAAGAAAGCUUGGUCUUCCUGCACCUCUCAAAUUGCUUUUAUUGUCAGGAGUAGACAUGUCUUGCUACCAUCAGCUACUGUUGUUUUCGAUGAUGUUUUCUUAUUAUAAAAUUAAUAUGUAAGUUGUACUCUGAGGCUGAUACUGUUGUAUUGUAAAUGUAUUGUACAACUUCUUGGUCUGGAAGAUCUGUGUGUCUGUAAAUAUAAAUUUUUGUAACAGCUGUCACAGAAGUAGCAGAUUCUGAGAUCUGUGUAUACUAGUGACUGACAACACGACGACUUUGUAUUCUCCAAAACUGAGGAAAAUUAUACAAUCCGUGUACCAAACCAGAAAAGGUGUGAAAAGGUUACUUGCCCUUUUGUUGUCUGUGAUUUCCCACAUCUUCCUGAAAUGACAGCACUUCCUACUUGUCAUCAUCAUCUUGCUGAGUAUACAGGCUGAAUUCUGUUCUUUUCCAGUGAAGACCAGCUUUGAUUUCAGGGCAGGAAAUAACAUUGUAUAGAUAAUCAAAAUUAGUGAAUAGUCCGAUGAUUGCUGUAAAUGUCUGUCACUAGUUUUAUGCAAUUUCUCCAUCUUUUAUUUUCGUUCGCUUGAAUAGCAUUUAAUUUUCUUUCAGUGGAAUGCAACAUUAGUUAAAAAUUUCUGUAAUACCUCUGUUGAAAGAAUGAAGAAAUGUGGAUUGGCUCUGUCUUUGGUAAAAAGAAUUUUAGCAUUUUCAAAUCGUGUGGAUCAGUCUGGAGGAGAGGAUCUAUCAUGUAACUAAGCGUGUUGUGAUAGAGAUGUCUUCUAUUAUACUCUUCCUCCUUCUUUGUUCCUCAGAUUUAUUAAGUGCACUUCACUUCUUGACAGUAAUGCAGAUUUUGUGCAUUUUUCUUCUUUGUGUCUAGGACUUGUAGAAAAUGUGCUAUGCCUUUCUAAGUCUGGAAGGAAUUUAGCUGGGAGAGGUUUUGUAUAAUAGCAUUGAGGAGGGAAAGAGUGGUAGCAUGUUUUCCUACAAAAUGGUAAUUAGAUUCUCAGGUUUGUGGGUUAUAUCAGAAGUGGAACAGACUGUUACCACCUCAUCACCUAAAGAUAACUCACAAUAAGUGUAUUUGGCUGGACCACUCAAUAUUAAGGAAUAUUUACUCUCCUUUUUCCAUCAGCAGUUGCAUUUUCAUACUUGGACUGGAACAAUGAGGAAGCAAAGUGUCUAGAUUAUUAUUUUUUUUAAGGUUAUCAGCAUAAUUGUCAGCUGUGCUCAGGGAUAAACUAGGUUAUUUUGAUGGAAAUUGGAAAGCCUGUCCUUGUCUUUGUUUUCUUUCUCUUGCAUCUGUUAGAGCACAAUUUUAGGCGCUUCAUUCAAUCAACUGUUGAGCUGUAGACUGCACUUGAAAGCUCGGUGUGUGAAUGAUGCUUCAGAUGCUUGGAACGUGCAUCUUUGUGUGCCUGGCAGAGGAAUUUGGUCCAACUGGAGACGAGUGAAGAGUGUAAAAUGCCAUAAAAGUUUUAGAUGUAAACUUAAUGUCAGAAAUGAGUCUCAAGAGAGUAUUUAUUGUUGGGGAAGUGGAGAGAUUCAAGAGUGGAAGUUGGGAUUUAAGGGGGUGGGGUUUUUUGUUUUGUUGUUGGGUUUGGUGGCUUUGGGGGUUUUUUGAGUGUGUGGGAAAAUGGGUACAUGUAGCUUAGCUUUUUGGUACUGUAGCAUGUGUUCCAUCAUCUCUCUUCCCAGUCUUUGUUCUGGCCAGUAUACUUUCAGUUCCCUGUCUCGUCCCUGUCUUCUUCCCUUUUCUUCUCUGGGGUGCUAGUGGAGAGGUUAUCUCCACCACAAAGUUUCUUUCCAGAAAAGUGUUUGGGUUUGUGUCUGGUGGGUUUUGUUUGCUUUUCUGCCUGUAACCGCCGUGGAAGGCAUGGAGUUCUCCAGCAGCCUGCAGCCCCAGAGUGAAUAAUGCUGAUCCGUCCCAGAGUUUACUGCAGCGUGGCCAGCAGCUCCCUUUUGUUGUCCUCCAUCUUCACCACAGAACGUUUUUUGGUUCUGAAAUCUUAUUUGUGGCUGAUGCUGCCUUCUGACUUAAGUGAGU